Messenger RNA from Helobdella robusta, 2148 nucleotides. RefSeq lists its product as hypothetical. The record is from RefSeq and is a predicted model, not a curated record. Gene Ontology annotation, molecular function: SNARE binding. The transcript is spliced from 3 exons. Gene Ontology annotation, biological process: exocytosis; exocyst localization. Bases 1 to 2148 code for a protein of 715 amino acids. Gene Ontology annotation, cellular component: exocyst. NCBI's taxonomy places the organism in Eukaryota, Metazoa, Annelida, Clitellata, Rhynchobdellida, Glossiphoniidae.
AUGGAGAUGCAGGCGAAGGAGCAUGCCAAGCACAUAGUCGCCAAUUACCUACAAAGACCUGAUCAACUUGAAAAAACUGAGCAGUUACGGAAAUCUGUGGCUAGACAGAAAGGUUCGGUAGAGGCCAUGUUGAAAACGGCCAUUCAGUCCCAGUUGGAUGGGGUGAAAACCGGAUUGAACCAGCUGAACACCGUCUUGAAGGAUAUAAAAGAAAUAAAGUCCAACAUGACUGAAAUCAGGUCCACUUAUUUGACGAUUGCAGAUUUGCAAUCAAAACUGAAGAACAUCAGAGAAGAAAAUUCAAAGCACAGUCAGUUGGCAGCAGCUUGUGAUAAUGUCCUGCAUAUAUUCACUGUUCCUGAAACCAUUAAAAAAUGUGAAGACUUGAUUAAUGAUGGCAAACUGCUCCAUGCGCACAAAUCUAUCAGUGAUUUGGAGAAAUCAAAAGAUGACAUCCUCUAUGAACUGAACAAACAACCAAACAAGACACCCAUGGAUCAACUUAUUGUGUUGGAAUAUUUUUCUGGGCUGGAUGAUUUGGUACAAUCACUAGAAAAACAACUUUGGUUGAUUUUGCAGAGGACAAUCAUUUCACUGAGAGUUGAACCAACAAUCAUCGUAACUGUUUUGAGAAUUAUUGAAAGGGAAGAGAAGCUGGAUGCAGUCAUGUCUAAUAAAUAUGAGGAGAUGAAGUUACCUGGCAGGCCAAAGAAGUGGAAAGAAAAAGCAAUGGACACCAUAAACAAGGCAGUUCUGUUGAGGAUUGAAGGCAAUCAGAUGGAAGACAGAACAACCAAUAAGAUGUGGCUAGUCAGACAUCUGGAGGUGACCAGACAGAUUGUUCUUGAAGAUUUAAGAGUGGUCAAAACGUUGUGUGGUCAGUGCUUUCCACCCCAUUACAACAUGGUGGAAAAGUACAUAGAGAUGUAUCACAUGGCUAUCUCAACUCAUCUGAAUGAAAUUAUAGAGCAAGGACUUGAAGGAAAUGAAAUAGUCUCUCUGCUCAACUGGAUCAAUGACUACUCCACAACUGAAUUGAUGGGGCAUCCAGAUUUAAACAUCGAUGUGAAUAAGUAUCCGCCGCUAAUUGAGAAAUCAAAGAUCAAUGAUCUGUACUCACAGUACAUAAUGACUUUGAAGAGAAACAUGAAAGAAUGGAUGGUGAACUCCAUAAAAACUGAUUCAAAAGAUUGGUCCAAAGAUCAGCUACCUGACACAGACGACAAAGGUUUUUUCAACACAACACUCCCUGUUCUACUGAUCCAAAUGAUUGAACAGAACCUCGAAGUUGCAAAAACAAUUGGCAAUGAACUCGUUGUUAACGUCGUCAUCAUGUGCAUAGAAGAGAUGAAAGAAUUCGCCCAACUCUACAAAAGUGAACUUAAAAUUUAUCGAGACAUUCAUCUUGCUGAUCGUAGCAGUCCAAAGUAUUAUCUACACUUCAUCAUUGCAAACACAAACAACUGUCAGUCAUUUGCCGAUUUCAUAAUUCAUCUGCACAAAGACUACUUAACACAUGCUGAUGUCGGUAAGAUUAAAUCUUUGCUUGACAUGUUCAACAACCUAGCUGACCUGCUGUGUGUUUGGUUGAUCGAGGAGGUGUUUUCAGAUCUCGAACCUCACAUUCAAGAGUUGCUGACCAAGAAAUGGACCACUAGUAGUUCAUCUGUGGACACCAUUUGCAUCACCAUUGAAGAUUACUGUCAGGAUUUCGUCCACAUCAAGGACGUAUUUUAUAAUGAGAUGAUAAACAGAGCUAGACUGAGAUUAGCAAAGGAAUAUUACAAAGCCAUCCUAGCCAGGAAGAUAAUGUUUAAAAAUUAUGAAGAGCGGGGUCCUGCUUGUGAGAAAAUCAUCAGAGAGGCCGAUCAGAUGGACCUGUUGUUUCAGAAGCUGAUCAAAAAUGAUAAACACCAGCAGGAAUCACCGUUUGCAGGAAUUCCAUUAUUCAUCGAAUUGUUGAAGAUGAGGGAUACUUCUAUGCUUUCUCUGGAGUUGUCGGGAUUUGUCAAUAAAUAUCCUGAUAUCAAAAUUGAUAUGGUAGUCAAUAUUUUGCUGAUGAGGGGAGAUAUGAGUCGAUCUGACGCUCGAUUUCACACGCCGCAUCAACGCAAGAUAACGGUUAGUACGAAGACAAUGACCUAUUAA